AACUAAGUACCCUUUAUUUGUCUAUUACAUCCAAUCAACUUUUGAUAGAAUCGGUUGUAUUGAGAGAGAGGCCAGUCCUCAAAAAGAGCUUGGAAAUGUUGUCACGCUCGAAACCGCUCCCCUACAUCUGCGCCCGCUGUUCCCGCCAGAUCCGCCAUGUCCGCACCUAUACCUCCUCGACCGCCUCCCUCGAACCGCCUCGCGAGUAUCUCCCCUUCGGCCGCUCUCCUCUCCCCCAUCGACGUCUCCUCUACAUCGCCGGCCGCGACGCCCCCGUCUUCCUCCACAACCUCGUCACCAGCAACGUCAUCGCCUCCUCACCGCACGGCACCUACACCGCAUUCCUCAAUGCUCCCGGCCGCAUCCUCUACGACGCCUUCAUCUAUCCCGUCGCUUGGUCACACACCUUCCACGCCUGGCGCGACGAGAAGCUCGGAACUACGAGCGGGGUCACGAAGGGUGGCGACCGGCUCGACUGGGCCGCCUUCAUCGAGGUGGACGCCCAGGUCCUGCCAGGGCUGAUGCAGCACAUCAAGCGCUACAAGCUCCGCAGCAAGUUCGCCUACCGCGAAGUUGACCCCGGUGACUGGGAGAUCUGGUCCAGCUGGGACGCCGCGGAGCCUGGCGUCGACAUUCCCGCCACGUCGCCCGGCAUCGAAGCAUCCGCCGUCGCCAACGAAGGCGGCGGCGCGGCACACACGCAUAUCCCAUCCACCCCACCCCCGAAUCUAGCCCCUGACGCCCCGAUCACCCUCCACGACCCCCGCCCCACACUCACCACCCGCCUCCUCCACCGCACCACCACCGCGCUUCCCCCCCCGCUCACCGCGCUUCCCGCCGCCACCCCUGCGCACUACGCGCUCCACCGGUACCUGCACGGCCUCCCCGAAGGCGCGGGGGAGAUUGCGGCGGGCUCGGCGCUACCGCACGAGCAUAACCUGGAUCUCCUAGGCGCGGUGGAUUUUCGGAAGGGGUGCUAUGUGGGCCAGGAGCUGACGAUCCGCACGCAGCAUACAGGGGUGAUAAGGAAGCGGAUUUUGCCGUGUGCGUUGUACGAGGGAUCGUCGGUGCCGGAGACGCUGAGAUAUGAGCCGUCAGUAAAGAUCCCGGUGCCGCCGGGCGGGGCGGAUAUCAAGCCGGUGGAAGGGCGGGGGCGGAGCGGGGGGAAAUGGGCGGUGGGAAUGGGGAAUGUGGGGUUGGGACUGUGUCGGUUGGAGUUGAUGACGGAUGUGCGGGUGACGGUAGAGGGGCCGGCGGGUUGGAAGGAGGGGAAGGAGUUUGGGAUGAUUUGGGAGGGGGAUGGGGGGAUGGAGCGGGUGAAGAUUAAGGGGUUCGUGCCGGCGUGGAUGAGGGAGAGAUUGACGGUGCGGAAGACGCAGAAGAGGGUAGAGUGAGGAGGGGUUGAAUAAAUGGGAAAAGCCAGCGAUGGACGGUUGCGAGCCACUAGAAGCGGAUCAAGCCAUCACAUUUAAUGAUACAUUCUUCCACACUCAAUACCUAUUCCACAAAUCUGUCCAUGGCUUAUUUACAAGCCUCCACAUGUCGCCGAGUGAAACACAUGCUAGUCCCUCGCUAGAACCCCGCUGCAUCGUUCGCAAAGCACCACUGGGUAUGAUAAAGCAGUCGUGACCCAUAUCGCCGUCCCUAUCCACCAUCUCUCAUACCCCUCCAGGAGCGCUC
Molecule: messenger RNA, 1680 nt
Organism: Eremomyces bilateralis CBS 781.70
Lineage: Eukaryota; Fungi; Ascomycota; Dothideomycetes; Eremomycetales; Eremomycetaceae
Product: Aminomethyltransferase folate-binding domain-containing protein
Exons: 1
Coding region: 96-1394 (432 amino acids)
Cellular component (GO): mitochondrial matrix
Molecular function (GO): protein binding
Source: RefSeq, a predicted model, not a curated record